Molecule: messenger RNA, 927 nt
Organism: Medicago truncatula (barrel medic)
Lineage: Eukaryota; Viridiplantae; Streptophyta; Magnoliopsida; Fabales; Fabaceae
Product: ATP synthase subunit b', chloroplastic
Exons: 1
Coding region: 163-792 (209 amino acids)
Biological process (GO): proton motive force-driven ATP synthesis
Molecular function (GO): proton-transporting ATPase activity, rotational mechanism
Source: RefSeq, a predicted model, not a curated record
GUGGCAAAGAAUUCAGAUAGACCUCCUCCAUUCCCAAAUCCUCCUUCUCUCUCUCUACUCAAAUCACUCAACUCACUCAACUCACCAUUAAGCCAAAACAACAACACAAACACAAACACACACAGAGAUAGAGGGAGAGAUCCUCCAAAAAUCACCAUUGCAAUGGCCUCAAUGAUCAUGGCUUCUUCAAAACCCAUAAUCCGAGUUCCAACCAAUUCCCUUCCCUCCACCCCCAAACUCCCCUCCCUCCAAACCAUCACCCCAAACCUCAAACUCCAACUCUCAAAACUCAAAUCCAUGACCCUAGCAGCAACUUCCCUCUCUUUCGUCUUCGCACCACCUUCCCUCGCUUUCGAAAAAGCCGCACUCUUCGAUUUCAACCUCACUCUCCCAAUCAUAGUCGUUGAAUUUCUCUUCCUCAUGUUCGCUCUCGAUAAACUCUACUUCACCCCUCUCGGAACCUUCAUGGACAACCGUGACGCCGAGAUCAGAGGCAAACUCAACAGCGUCACCAACACAUCCGAAGAAGUGAAGGAGUUGGAAGAACAAGCCAAUGCAGUUUUGAGAGCUGCGCGUGCUGAAAUUGCGGUGGCGCUGAAUCAGAUGAAGAAAGAGACUCAAGCUGAAGUGGAAGAGAAGAUUGCGGAAGGGAGGAAGAAGGUUGAUGCUGAACUGCAAGAAGCGCUUGCGAAUUUGGAAAAGCAAAAGGAAGAAACUGUUAAAGCUCUUGAUUCUCAGAUUGCUGCUCUUAGCCAGGAUAUUGUUAAUAAGGUUCUUCCUGUUUCUCGUUGAUAUUUCAAAUUUGAUGAUAUUUCAAAUGUUGUAAACAAAUACAAUUUUAUGUUUUAUGUGUAAUCUCAAAUUCAUCUAUGUGUAAUCUUAACUAAAGUGGUAUAUUUAUUUCAAUGCAAGUGUAAUUUUGCUUAA